Molecule: messenger RNA, 443 nt
Organism: Cariama cristata (Red-legged seriema)
Lineage: Eukaryota; Metazoa; Chordata; Aves; Cariamiformes; Cariamidae
Gene: GIP
Product: gastric inhibitory polypeptide
Exons: 4
Biological process (GO): response to glucose; response to starvation; regulation of insulin secretion
Cellular component (GO): extracellular region
Molecular function (GO): hormone activity; glucagon receptor binding
Source: RefSeq, a predicted model, not a curated record
AUGUCUUUCAAAGUUCUCUCUCUGCUCCUCGCUUCUCUGGGCUUUGUUUUGAUGGAAGAGAACGUCUCGGGCGUAAGUUUAAGGACUCCCAGUGCCAAACCAGUGCAAAGACGCUACUCUGAGGCCACCCUGGCAAGCGAUUACAGCCGCACGAUGGACAACAUGCUGAAGAAGAACUUUGUGGAAUGGUUGCUAGCCAGACGGGAGAAGAAAAGCGACAACAUCAUCGAGCCAUACAAGAGGGAAGCCGAGCCCCAAGUAGCCGCUGUGAAUGGCCAAAAGUUGGACCUGGGCACUCAGGAAGCCAAAGAUUUCUUCGCCUGGCUUCUGAAAGCCAAGAAAAAUCAGAGUUUGACUUCUCUGGAAGGUACAGAAAGUUUGAAGGAUGUUUUGAACCAGGAAUUUCUGACAUGGCUGAUGUCGACUGAUCUCUGCAGACCAAC